AUGGCGCAUUUAUACUCAGGGCGGCAAAUUCGUGCCUCAAGGCCGGCGAAACAGGAAGCCGAAUUCCAGUCUUAUCCGAGAAGUUUCCCGCAAUUUGAUCUAAACAGCCGAGCGGUAAAAUUACCGCCAAUUAUAAAAAAUGAACUUCUCGUUGGUCGAAGCAUAGGAAAUUCGUCAACGAUUUCUACGACAUCAAACACAAACGGGCAUACAUCUUUCCCAAAAAUUCUCAAGGCUCAGAAUUCGAAAACCACGAAUGGAACAGUACCACGACCACAGAAAACGAAGAGUCCUCGCGUUACAGUAAAACACGUAGAGAAAGCACCGACCAAUUAUCCGAAUUCUUACAAAGUUCUUCCUCCUAUUGGACAGACAAAUGUGUGGCAUACUUCUCGGAGUAUCUUACACGCUCCAAAAUCCGACCAAGACAAAAUUAACGGUCCGAGGAGAAGUUCAUUACAGAGAAAACGCUCAGACAGCGGACUGUCUCCUUCACCGAAAACUAGACUCGCCGAAAACCAACGGAUUGCAGCGAGAAAUAACGCUACAAGACAAGAGCAUGGUAACGACACACAAGGAACGUUCGAGAGUCGAAUCGAACGGCCUACUAUGGAAACGUUUGGUGCAGUUCCUGAAAAACAGGGGGAUCAUUAUAAUCACGAGGAGACAUUGCCGAGCGUUUCUAACGAAGAUGUUGAAGUUACAUCGUGUGAGGUUGUGCAUGAAUUGGAAAGACUAGAGCUGAGUAAAGAGGCUGUUGAAUUCCUGGCAAGUAAGCAAAGCGCUCGGCGAGUUGCACUGUGUGUCGAGAUUGAUCCAUCGUUGAAAAAAGCUGUCGAUAUAAUUCGAGAUAAUUUACUUCGCCAAACAAUGGAGGAACUCUGCAUGUUAUGGUGA
Messenger RNA from Pocillopora meandrina, 897 nucleotides. The record is from the annotation of a GenBank genome assembly. NCBI's taxonomy places the organism in Eukaryota, Metazoa, Cnidaria, Anthozoa, Scleractinia, Pocilloporidae.